Paramormyrops kingsleyae is the source of this 3624-nucleotide messenger RNA. NCBI's taxonomy places the organism in Eukaryota, Metazoa, Chordata, Actinopteri, Osteoglossiformes, Mormyridae. The record is from RefSeq and is a predicted model, not a curated record.
GAACAUGUAAAUAGCUGCUUUGCAAAGUAAAUUUAUGUAGAUUCGAGAAAAUGCAAAAUAAAAUAGGUGCCACUAUAUUUGGCUAGCUGUACUAUCAACCGAGUUCACCAACCCACUAACCAAGUACUGGCGCUCUCGACCUGCAGAGUAUUACAGUUGUUCGGAGCAAUCUUCAUCUUCUUCAGUAAUUAAGAAACCUUUCGGCCAAAGACAGACCUAGGUUACUGGGCGCUAUGGCAUGGAAAUUUGGCCUGUGGUUUGGAAUAUUAGUCGUUAUGUUCAGCUGCAUCAGUGACAAUCUGGGAAAAGCUUCGUGUUCAGAAAUUAAAUUGAUUGUUCUAGUUAAUGAGACUUACACAGGAGUCAUCAGAUAUUUUAACAUUUCUGAAAAUACCGCCGUCGAAACGUAUGUAAUUGCGACCGCAAAUUACAGCAAGUUUACAAACGACUCAUGUUGUGUAGCAGGAUAUUACUUUAAAGGAUCUUUGGAAUACUGUAAGAUAUAUCCUGUACAGAUAUUCAGUGGAAUUAAUUUUACAUGGAACCUCUUUCCUUCGUGCUUACUGCAAUCAAAUUAUGCAAGUGAUAACCUCUGCUCCAUUCUGAAACAUAUUAAUGACUGCCGCAAACCAACUCCUACAAACAGUGCAACUACAAACUCAUUCACCACUUCCACUGGAAUGGGAAGUAGUGCAAGUACAACCAGCACACUGGAACAUGCAAGUGCAACUACAAACUCAUUCACCACUUCCACUGGAAUGGGAAGUAGUGCAAGUACAACCAGCACACUGGAACAUGCAAGUACAACUACAAACUCAUUCACCACUUCCACUGGAGUGCAAACUAAAACGAUCACAUUAAAUCCAAUCAACACUACUGAUGGAUACGUAAAAGCUGAAGAUCUUUCUAAUAUAAUGAACAAUCCAAGUUCAGUGGUGGAUAAAAUGGGAGAUGACACUCUAGCAACUGUCAACAUUGGAGCGGCGAAGGGAAUCAUUGAGCUUUUUUCCAACAAAACAAAACAUGAAGAUGUGACAUAUAUCUUGAACAACAAUAGCAGCCUUGCUAAAUUACAGGAUGGCACAGACUUCGUGAAUUCAUUUAUGAUCCCAGGUGAAGCAAUUGAUAUCGCUGCGAAAAAGAACAACAAAUCUUUUAUAUUGAUUGUUUGUUCCCCACCCAUGAUAGAGGAUAAAGAUAAAAGGAACAUUAUAAAUUUUAAGAUUUUUGCCAUUGAAAUGGGAACCUCCAUAUCUAACCUUUCACGUACGAUAAACAUUACAUACAAAAACAUUCCCAAGAACAAAAAUCUCACUUGCUGUUCGUGGAAUGGAACAGGUAUUCCCCAUAUCCUUUGUAAUGAACAAAUGAGCCAGUUUGCUUGUUCACCAUAUCAUACCUGCAUCUUAAAAAGUGGGUAGAACUGAACUCAGCUCAAACAAUGAUGUCAAGCUUUAGAAAUCGGCCAAGAAAUGCAUAGCCGAGAUGGGGAAGUGUGUGGCUCAGCAGGUUAAGGCUGGUUCAUACUUCAUAUGGAUACAUCACUUUUCCAUGUGUGCUUGUGUACAGACUGUAUUUGUCGGUGGAUGUAGAUGGUUGCAGUUGGUAGAUGUGUAAAGCAAGGAUAUUCCACCAGACCAGGACAGGGCAAACAAAUACCAGCAGUGUAGUAAAAUGAGUGAACUUUUAUGAACAAUUUUAAAUUGCCACUAUGCUUGGGCUGUAUUAUGGUAAUAUAGCAUUCUGUGGUAUUUUGAAUCCUUAUGACAAAAUUCAGUGGGUGGGUGACUCAAGUCAUAUAACUCAAUUCUGACUCAAAUCUCAGUUUUUUUGACUUGAGAACUGCUUUCCAAUUUAUGAAAAACACUAGACUUGACUUUCAAAGUCACACAUUCUAUCACUGCAUUUAAUAUUAGUUUCUACCUUGAUUUUCACAUCGUCACCAACUACACAAUUGUGAUUCUGACUGGUUUCAUAAGAGCCCUAAACAUGCUGUGCCAUGUGCAUUCAUAAACAAGAAACGCUACAACACACCCACAAAAUGGGCAACACACCCACAAAAUGGGCAACACAAGGGAUUUUUAGGUGAACGCAGUCCAGCGCGCUACCAUUAAGUAACUACGGCAGCAUACGUACUAAUAAUCAUAAACUUUGGUUACUCAAAUAUUUAUGCAGAUGAAAUAGAAAAAUGACAGCAGUCUGAAAAACAUUAAAAAAUCUCACACACUGACUACAAACUGUAAUUUGUAAUUGUACUUACAAACUGUUAUAACUGUUUUAGAUGUGAAUUUCUGAACACUUAAAAUUCAAAUAUUAAUACACGUGAAAAUAAUCAGAAUUAAAAUUGAUCAGUUUUUAAAAUUAAUCACUGUAACUAAAUGCAUUAAAUUAGGAUUAAUCACUAUUAAUUAAUGUGGGUACCUCCACACUUCCUCAUAUAGCUGCUACCCCUAAUUGUAACUUCCACAACAACAACUAUUCUUCUACUCUUUCUUUGUUGACCACAGUGAAACUCAGUGCUGCCACCUACUGGAAACACCUAGUCCAUUUCCUUGUCACGCACAGUCAGCGCAGGGAUGCUUAUAAUGUCCACCAGACAUAAAAAUCCAGGCUGCAUGCAGAAAGGUGAAUUAUGAAUCAGCCAAUUGGAUACUGGUUCAAAUGCUGGGCUUGGCAAAGUGAUUUUACCAUUGGGCCCUUGAGCAAGGCCCUUAACAACAAUUGCUCCAGAGACUGGCUGACCUUACUUUCGCAAUAGUACAUGACUUUGAAUAAUAAUAAAAAAAAACUGCUAAAUAAAUAUAGAUGCUGGUUUUAUUUAACAGAGCAACUAGAAAAAAAGGAUCCUUUUGUAAUGCUACCAUAGUUUUGCCAGUUGUAAUAAUAAGCGUAAAAUCGACAUGUUCCUGCCUAUGAUUCAUACACCAUAGAUUAGUGUGCUUUGUAUAACAGGACAACCAAGUUGGGAAACGGACGGCUGUGACACUGUAGAAAUAAACAACACAUUAACAUGCAGAUGCACGCACUUGACAUUUUUUGCUGUACUAAUGGUGAGUACAUUUUAAUACUAAGAAACUACUGUUGUACCACUAACACAUAUGUAACCCGUAAUGUGUUGUGGCAUUUUAUAUAUCUCUGAUAUCUUUCGUUAAAAUAUUAACCUGUUUUUACAGCUGGGUUAGUGAAGCACAGUUUAAGCCUGCCAAGGGACUUAAUCCUACACCCUAAAGCAGAGGUACUCAAAUGAAACACAAUGUAAUCCGGACCAUGCAGCCCUCAGAGAAAAAUAAUUGAGUACCCCUGCCCUAGUGCCUCAGAUUUGGCAAGUUAACCACUGCAUUACCUGCUGCCACAGUAUAGGAGUAUAUUCUAUAUUCUAGCUGCAUCUUGCCAGUGCUUCUGUACAUGUAUAAUGCGUAAAAAAAAAAACAAAGAAAAAAAAGUUAAGCUGUUAUGAUCUUUUAUGCAUGUUAUCAUUAUAUUUUAAUUGCCUGUUGGCCGUGGUCCUAAACAGAUGUUUUCUGGAAUCUCCUAGAGCGACCCUGUGGGUAUAAGUAACUCCGAUGUGAAAAAAUUGACCUAUAUCACAUACAUUGGCUGCGGGGUGUCCACAUUCUUCUUGGG